CCUAAUGACUAGACAUUUAAAAACACAUGACAAAAAUGCACAUUGACGUUAUUUUGAUGGGGUAAAUCAAAAUAAAACUACUAACAUUUAAAGGAGCAAACCCGGGGGAAGUCGAGCAGUUUUUUUUUUAACCAAGAUAUUAUUUGAAAUCAAGUGAAUGUACCCGCCAGGCAUCAGUUUCGAUUGUGCCUGCUUGCCUCCAAGGGCCACAGCUUUUCUGGUUGCUGUCAUAAGUCUGGGAGGAUGUAUAGCGGACGGCAGCUUUGUGCUAUACCGGCGGCCACUGGACCCUGGCCUUGGUGAGAUGGUACAGGAGGCCAGACAGUAUCUCAUCAAACUGUUCCAAGUUGCCAAUGUACUACUCCUGAUUGGCACUGUCAUAGAAAAGGAGUUCCUAGUCCAGCUGUACCUGUGGUAUACCCUAGGGUUCGUGAUGUUUGGGCUCGUGAUCGCUCUCAUGGAGUUCCUCAUCUCCUCACAGGAGUACGGGACCAAGAAGAGCCUUGUGAUGUUUAUACCUGACGUGACAUUCCUCUUCGCGGUUUGGUCGUGUCUGCCAAUGGUGGAAAAUUACAAAUGGAAAAUAGUCUCGGAUUCGUGUCCAUUCUCGCUGAAGUCUCCGGGAAUCUGCGAUAAAUGUGUCCCGGAGAUAUCACCAGGCACCCAGACUUGUCAAACAACCAAGACUUAUUCUCCGGCUUUGAACCAAUUAUCCGUGGAAAAAUGCGGAUGUUCACAGAAAACUGCCAAAAAACCCAAGAGUCGCCCUAAAGUUAUCUGCAAAUGUCCGAAGAAUUCCCCAGUUUGCCCAUAUGAUUCCCCAAUUUGCCCGUAUGAUUCCCCAAAACGCCCGAAUGAUUCCCCAAAACACCCGAAUGAUUCUCCAAUUUGCCCGAAUGAUUAUCCAAAACGCCCGAAUUAUUCUCCAAAACGCCCGAAUGAUUCUCCAAUUUGCCCGAGUUAUUCUCCAAAACGCCCGAAUGACUCCGCAAAACGCCCGAACAAUUCUCCAAUUUGCCCGAAUGAUUCACCAAAUUGUCGGAAUGAUUCCAAAGUAUCAUCGAAAGAUGACCAAAUAUGCCUAAAGGGUUGUCAAAUACCAAUGAAGAAGAUACGGUUAGCCCAGAAGGACCAAACCAGGUGCCCACCGGAAUGUUGCGACAAUACCCCACGACGUACUCGUAUCAACAUAUUUCAACUAUAGAAUUAGCUAGAUAUAAAACAAUUAUAAUAUAAUUGCUAUCAUAAUAUAAUUUAACCCAUUUGUAAUAAUGCCAAGUGCAGAAAUAUACAAUGAAUGAUCCA
Plodia interpunctella (Indianmeal moth) is the source of this 1305-nucleotide messenger RNA. Its product is annotated as zonadhesin-like. The record is from RefSeq and is a predicted model, not a curated record. Lineage: Eukaryota; Metazoa; Arthropoda; Insecta; Lepidoptera; Pyralidae. The coding region runs from base 158 to 1204 and encodes 348 amino acids. The transcript is spliced from 4 exons.